Molecule: messenger RNA, 412 nt
Organism: Penicillium chermesinum
Lineage: Eukaryota; Fungi; Ascomycota; Eurotiomycetes; Eurotiales; Aspergillaceae
Product: Zn(II)2Cys6 transcription factor domain-containing protein
Exons: 2
Biological process (GO): regulation of DNA-templated transcription
Molecular function (GO): zinc ion binding; DNA-binding transcription factor activity, RNA polymerase II-specific
Source: RefSeq, a predicted model, not a curated record
AUACGAUUCUUCCUUCAUUUUGGGCUCGAUUUGUCUUACAACUCCUCAAAUGCCGCCCUGAAAAAACAUGGACGCCCACUCCGGGGACAUACAGGGCUCUCACUCCCCGUCGAAUGACCCGGUGGAGUUUUCGAAUGGGAAGCGCCGCUGGCGCCGAAAUCGAGUGGCCUGCGAUAAUUGCCAUUCUCGACGUGUACGCUGCGACCGUGCCUUCCCUUGCCAACGGUGUCUGCGCGGGGCGCUCCCUUGUAAAUUUACACGUGAACUUCGGAAACGAGGCCGCAUUGCACGAUCCAAGCUGUCGAAAGACCCGACAGGACAGCAAGGCGCACAUCGAAUGGGAGCUCCUUUGGGGGCUCGAACGACGUCUCAGCAUCCCAGCUGCCUCCUGCUCAUAUCAAAUCGCCAAUAC